GAGUUGUUGGAAUCCCGAGCCGUAGCAAUUUCGAUGAAGAUGGAAAAUCAGGAAGAAAUACUGCUCCUUUUGGAACGUUUUACUAAAUCGAAGCAAAAGGACAUUCCCAGAGAGCUGGAGGACUACCUAAACUUUGUCGCCCGUACGGGCGAUACGCUGUACGGUUGGGUGUUGGUGAAGCCGCUGUUUCGCGAAAAAUUGGUGAACGUAAUUACAGAUUUCCAUGACAACACACCAAGCAUUGCGGAUCUCCCGCAGUGUCCCAAUGUGGAUCCGUUCAACUAUGAGAGAAUGAAGCUGGCCCUUCUUGAUCGGCUGGAUUCUUUUAACUCGGCUCCGUUUACGGUGCAGCGUAUCUGCGAGCUGCUGACGGAACCACGCAAACAGUACACCCGCAUCGACAAGUUUAUGCGAGCAGUAGAAAAGAACAUUUUGGUGGUUAGCACCCAAGAGCCGGGACGUCGUCGGAGCGACAGUGAAAAUGGCGAUUCGCUUGAUUCGAUCGUGAAUGGAGACAUAGAUGUGAACGUUGACGUCGAUAUGGACAAUGACCAGUUCAACCUGGAGCAGGACGCUUUGCUGCCGGACUCGAGCGAUCCCGUCGAAUCACUGCACAACUCACUCACUGAUGCUCCAGCAUUGGAUCGGGAAGGAGACAUUGCGAGCCAACUGAAUGGUACCCGCGCCUCGAGCGGUGGCAGUUUCCUAACCAACGAAAACAAUCAGUUCGAUUCUGUUGCAUCCAAAGCUGACGACGAAGACAAUCGUGCCGUUAUUGAUACGAACGAAAACGCUACCGAUGGGGACAUUAGUGGAGGAUCGUCGUUGCUUGAGGAGGAUGCUCGAGGAAACUCGAGUGCUACACCGAGUGAAGAAAAAGUUGAAGAGCCGGACUCUGGCGAGAAACAUGCUACGGAGGCGGGUAAUUCAUCACCGAUCGGAGAAAAGUUAGACGCAACAUCUCAAGAAAGCGACAAGACAGAAACAGGUACUACAGCAACGACACAGGAAUAUUUCGGUUUACAUAAAAAGGACGCCCAAGAAGGAAAGCUAUCAGAAGCUAGCAGCUCGGGAGCAGCACCGGAGACGGCCGAUGAAGCGAACCCCGAAGCAAAAGCGCAGCCAACAAGUGAUGAUGACGAACAAACCGUUACAACGCAACCGACGGCUGCCAGUACCGGCGACGACGAUGGAGAACCGCACGCCAAAAUGAGCAAGUACGAUGUCAGCACCACCGAACCGAUCACUCCAUCGGAUUCGACUGACUCGAGCAGUGGUAGCGAUGCCGAGGCCCGAUCCGUCGAUGGUUCAUCUUCUUCAUUCUCGUCGUCCUCUUCCGCGUCGGAAGGCGGGAAACAGAUAUCGGAGGAAAAGGCACCAGAAGCAGCAAGCAGCAGCUCUGAAGCGGCAGACAUAGAGAAAGCCGCUCAGCCAGCGCCGCCGGUUGUAGCGGAGUCGAGCAACGUUGAAGAAGGGCCGGCAAUCGCUGAAGAAAAAGUGACCAAAAAAGAUGAAGAAGAGGAGCAGGUCGCAGAAGAAGAAUUAUCGGACGUCGGAAAGCCAUCACAGCAACAUUCCACGAGUGAAGGUUCUAUUACUCCCGCUGUUGUCUCCGAUUCUGAGCCGAAGAAGGAGGGACCAGAACUCGCUACUAGUAGCGUCGGGGAAAACAUCGAUGCGAAGAAAGAUGUAUCUCCCACUGAUCCCACAGCCUCCUCCAUAGUGUCCACGAGCAAUCCACCCAACAUGGAAACCGCCAGCUCGAACGAAGUGCUAGUAACAUCUUCUUCGCUGGAGGUGGAUAUCGAUAUAGAAACAGCGCCACAAAUGGUGGCGGUAGUCGCCGCCCCCUCCUUCUCCGCUGAGGACGGCAUGGAAGAGGAGGAUAUUGUCAACGAGGCGGGCGCGGAGGCGGAGUCGACCGUAGGAGAAGCAGGAAGCAAGGCGGAUAGGGAUGACAAUGUGAUGGACAUCGACGAAUCGAGCGUGGAGCCAAUGGAUCAGUAGACUUCCGUAGUUCCGCCUGAGCUAUGUUUUAGUUUAGGGAAAUGUUCUAAGUUUUUGUACCGUAGCGUUUAGCUCUCCCCUCAAACUUCGCCCCCGCCUCGUUGGCCGACUGGGCGCAAUCGGCCAGCGGCCAGCGGUUUACUAUUUGUAUUAAUGCUAAUCUUAAUGGAUUAAUUCUUUUUUUUUUUACGAUGACAAAUAAAUACAGAUACGAUGGAAGAAACAACA
Molecule: messenger RNA, 2235 nt
Organism: Anopheles coustani
Lineage: Eukaryota; Metazoa; Arthropoda; Insecta; Diptera; Culicidae
Gene: PPP4R2r
Product: serine/threonine-protein phosphatase 4 regulatory subunit 2
Exons: 3
Coding region: 34-2007 (657 amino acids)
Biological process (GO): protein dephosphorylation
Cellular component (GO): cytoplasm; protein phosphatase 4 complex; nucleus
Molecular function (GO): protein phosphatase regulator activity
Source: RefSeq, a predicted model, not a curated record